AUGUCUGUACGUCGUUAUGCUAAGAUACAGUAUAAAGCGUCUAUUAACACAUUCAUCCAUCCAUCCGCUCAGAUCGGUACUGGAUGCAACAUUGGUGCAUUUAGUACUAUUGGGAAAGAUGUAGUUAUUGGAAACAAUACAUUUAUCAGUAGUAAUGUGACACUGGAAAAUUGUACUAUCGGUACAAAUGUUAUGAUACAUCCUGGAGUUCGAAUCGGUCAAGAUGGUUUUGGAUUUCUGCUCGAUACUAAUGGUUUUCACGUGAAAAAAGCUCAAGAAUUUCAAGUUGAGAUUCAUAAUAACGUCGAGAUUGGAGCUAAUUGUACCAUUGAUCGUGGGAGUUGGCGUAAUACAGUGAUUGGUACAGGUUGUAAACUUGAUAAUUUGAUUCAAAUUGGUCACAAUGUUCAGCUUGGGAGAGGUUGUGCCAUUGCUGCACAAUGUGGAAUUGCUGGUAGUACAACAUUAGGCACGAAUGUUCAUGUGGGUGGACAAGUCGGAAUUGCUCAGCAUUUAAUAAUUGGAGAUAAUGUUCGGAUUGCUGCGAAAAGUGGUGUUAUGAAACAUCUUGCAUCAAAUGCUACAUAUGGUGGAACCCCAGCGAUCCCAAUCAUGGAAUAUCGUCGACAAUUGAUUCAAUUGGAACGUCAAAGUCAUCCAUCAAAUACGUAG
This is a messenger RNA of Plasmopara halstedii, 672 nucleotides long. Its product is annotated as udp-3-o. Gene Ontology annotation, biological process: lipid A biosynthetic process. The record is from RefSeq and is a predicted model, not a curated record. NCBI's taxonomy places the organism in Eukaryota, Oomycota, Peronosporomycetes, Peronosporales, Peronosporaceae. The transcript has 7 exons. The coding region runs from base 1 to 672 and encodes 223 amino acids.